Striga asiatica is the source of this 1625-nucleotide messenger RNA. NCBI's taxonomy places the organism in Eukaryota, Viridiplantae, Streptophyta, Magnoliopsida, Lamiales, Orobanchaceae. The record is from the annotation of a GenBank genome assembly.
CGCCAGAGCACAGAGUGCACACAUUUCCUACUUCUCACUGUAAAUCCAUGGACACAUCACAGAUUCACAGUAAAGCUUCCUCAUUAAUGGCAAUUAAAGCUCCUCUCAACGCCCCAACACACCCCAACAAAACCAAAAAAUUCAAAAACAUUUAUUCAUCACCUCCCAACAAACUUUUCCCCCUUUCCGCACAAACAAAUUUAUAUAAACCUCCCAAAAAUCACACGGCCAGCAACCACAAAAAUGUCCUACUCCGCCACGCCAGCUGCAUUUCUGAUCCUAUUCGCGUUCGCCGCCGCCUCCGCGGCGAAGGUCCCGGCGGUGAUCGUGUUCGGCGACUCCUCGGUAGAUGCUGGGAACAACAACCAGAUCUCAACGGUGCUGAAGAGCAAUUUCCGCCCGUACGGCCGCGAUUUCUUCGGCGGACGGCCGACGGGGAGGUUCUCCAACGGGCGGAUCCCGCCGGAUUUCAUAUCGGAGGCGUUUGGGCUGCGGCCGUUCGUGCCGGCGUACCUGGACCCGCAGUACAAUAUCACGGAUUUUGCGGAGGGAGUUUGCUUCGCGUCGGCAGGGACUGGUUUUGAUAACGCCACCUCUAAUGUGCUCAGUGUGAUCCCACUUUGGAAGGAGUUGGAUUACUUCAAGGAUUACCAGAACAAACUCCGGGCCCACGCAGGCAACGCGAAAGCUGACUCGAUAAUCAGCGAGUCUCUCUACAUCAUCAGCUUAGGCACAAACGACUUUCUCGAGAACUACUACACUCUUCCGAGCACACGCUCCAAGUACACAGUUGACCAGUUCCAAGACUUCCUUAUUGGGCUUGCUGAGAAAUUCGUGAGGGACAUAUAUCGGCUGGGGGCCCGAAAGAUUUCCCUUACCGGGCUGCCCCCUAUGGGUUGCCUGCCGCUAGAGAGGACCACGAAUUUCGUCAAUGGUAACGGGGAUGGAUGCAUGGACGGGUACAAUGCCGUUGCCCUGCAUUUUAACGAGAAGCUGAGUGAUUUGGUGAAGAAGGCCAACGAGGAUAUGCCCGGGAUUAGGCUCGUUUUUUCCAAUCCUUACAAUGUUUUUAUGGGAAUCAUUCACAAGCCCUCGGCAUUUGGGUUUGAAGUCGCCUCAGUUGCAUGCUGUGCAUCGGGGAUGUUUGAGAUGGGAUACAUGUGUGAUCAAAUGAAUCCGUUCACGUGUUCGGAUGCAAAUAAAUACGUAUUCUGGGAUUCUUUCCAUCCAACGGAGAAAAUGAGUCGGGUUAUUGUGGAUUACCUGCUGAGCCAUAGCUUGCAUGAAUUUUUAUGAAAUGUUUGCUACUCUUAUUUGUUAUUAAUUAUUUGUGUUCUGUAUCAGGCUAUUUGUUGAUGUAUAUCUCCAGCAGCAAGUAGUGGCUACGUUUCUAUAUAAUCAUAUUCAGAAUUAGUAUAUGUAUUUUGCUUUCAAUCCUUGUUCCAUACUGAAAGAAGAGUUUAUGUAGUGUUUCCCUGUAUUCUCCUAGAAGAAUAGUGUUCUCUGUAUUUUCUAGAGGAAUAAUGUGAUAUUUGCUUGUUUUAUUUAUAUGGAUUCAGUUUGGAUAUUAGCAGAUUGAUGUAAGAGUAAUGGAUUGAACUUCACUCAAGGUUUGAACCUGUCAA